AGGAUAAGAUAGAGAAUGGGUGUGGGGGGAUGGGAGAGGCGACCCCCACAGCCCACACCUCCAGUCUUCCUUGGUCCACCAGUCACCACCCAUUGUGUCAUGGCGGCCGAGUAUGGGAGGAGCAUCUGGGAAUCACGAGAUAAAGAGGGAAAUAAUGGCCACGAGGACCUGCUGGUGUUCGGAUACUCGUGCAAACUGUUCCGUGACAAUGACAAGGCUAUGUAUCUGGAGAAAGGGAGCCACUUAAUUCCCUGGAUGGGCGACAAUAGCGUCAUGGUCGAUAGGUAUGAUGUACGGGGAGCACUGUAUGACCUGUCUGAGGCUGAGUCUGGAGGAGGUGGUGACCGGUGGGAGGGUCUGUCAGAAGAAGAGCGAGCAGAGGAGGAAAGGUGUGACUAUGAGCGUUACCUGGCCCUGUACCAUGAUGAGUUUCAGUACCAGGCUUUCCAAGAUGAAGAGGCCAAACGUUUGAUGGCUGAACUUGGGUCUGACACCUACACUUACAGCCAGGUUGGCUUCAAUUAUGACGGGCAAGCCAUGGUAGGGGACAUGACUGGUAUGAGUGGUGAGCAUGGCUCUGAAUACCUGGAACACUACCAAAUGCAGCAGGGUGAUCAGCAGCAACAGCAGCAGGAACAGGAGCAGAGCUCAGGAUACAUGCCAGAAGCAGAUGAGGACACUUAUGUUCCACCCGCUGAGCUUAAUGUCCCACAGGGAAUGGUGGUGCCUGAAACUAUUAAGCAAAACAAAAUCAUUGUGAAGACUUCCAAAUUCAUUGUGACACAAGGAGGCCAAAUGGAGAUCAUCAUCAAGACAAAGCAAGCAGACAAUCCAAUGUUUGGUUUUCUGUCUUUUGACAAUCCAUUGAAUGCCUACUACAAGCACAUGGUUGCUAUGAUCAAGAGUGGAAGAUACACUCCAGCUGAUGAAGCUGAUCAAGUCAGAUCGAGGAAAGAUAGUGAUGGCAAUGGUGACCAGUACCUGCACCCAAGUCUCUCAGCCGGCAUCAAACCAGACCUUGCCCCGGGGACGCCUACCUCAGCCCUCAAACCCUCUUCAGAUUGUGCUUACUUCAAGCUCAUCCAUAAAAUUAAAGAGAAGCAAAAGAACACAACUGUUGUAGAAAGCCGUGAGUCCCCAGCACCAGCCUCUCCUGGAGUGGUUGCAACCUCUACACCCAUUGCUGAACGCUCAGACACACCCACACUGGAGAAGAAAGUAGAGAAUAAGGCAACACCCCAACCCAAGGUGAAGCAGCUAGUGGAUUACCCAUCUUUCAAUCGCACCAGGGACUAUGACUCUGACUCGGAUGAUGAGUCCGAGUCCUCCCCUUCUGCCAGCAAGGGUGCCAGUGAAUACAGCAACAUCAAGUGGCCACCACCAGAUGUGCAGAUGGUGAUUGACAAGAUGGCCAGUUACAUCAUAAAAAAUGGUGUUGAGUUUGAAACGAUGGUGCGAAGUAGAGAUGACCCCAGGUUCAGCUUUUUGAAGAAGGACCAUGAGUACUACCCAUACUACCGAUGCAAGAUACGCCUCUACACUGAGGUGUAUGGUGAUAUAUUUAAGGAUGGAGUUGAGGAUAAGGCAUCAUCCCUGAGCAGCCUUGUGGAAGGAAACUCUAGUAGCAGGAAGGACAAGCGAGGAGGCAACAGCAGCAGUAGCAACAGUAGCAGAAGCAGCAACAAUAACAAUGGCAACAAGCAGACUUCAACCAUUUGCUUCUCCAUCAAAUCAAGGGAGCAAGAUGUCAAUAUAGAUAGGCACUCCACCUUCCCUGUGGAGUCGUCGUCUUCUGAUGAUGAGGACAUGGACGAGGAGGAGAAAGAGAAGAGGCGGUUGGAGCGGGAGGAGAGGAGAAGGAAACGAAAGAUAAAGGAAAAGGAGGAGAGAGAGAGACGUGAGAAAGAAGAGAAAGAGAGGAAGGAGAAGGAGGAGAGGGAAAAAGAGAAAGAGAAGGAGAAGGUUAUCGAGAAAAUGGAGGAAUCAACAGAUGCUUCUGGUGAUAAUGAUGACAUGUAUGACAUCUUCAAAUAUGCUCAGGAAAUGGAUAAGGACAUGGACACUGAGGAAUGCAACCACAAAGAGAAGGGAUUCAGUGAAGAGCAUGGGAAGGAGAGUGCCUGCCUACCAAGUGAUGGGACAGCACGUUCUGAAUGCAAGCAGCAGGAACGGAGGAAGAAAGCAGCCAUGUUUCUUUCCCGGCUAAAGAAAGGAAGCAGAGAGGAUGAGAGUACUGCCCAGCCUGUUUAUGGUCCACAGCUUCCACCCGAGAUAGCAGCUCAGAUCCUAAACUCUGCAUCACAGUCACCUCGAUCAUCCCUGGCCAGCACUCGCCAUUCCACCCCAUCAAGGUCACGCUCGCAUUCUGCCAGUCCCGGCCCAGGGGUCCCCAUGCCACCCAAGGAGGCCCCUGCACCUCCUCCCCCUCCACCUCCUGCGCAGUCACCACCAACCCCAAGUGGACUGGAGAUGACUGAAACAUACAGAACCAACAGAACUGAAACAAGUACAAACAGCUUAUCUAAAAAUGAUUGGACCUCCAUUCCAGAGCCUCCAGCCAACACUGACACUGUUGAACAUGUGAAACACAGUGCUCCCAAAGAGUCUUCAGUAUUGUCGGGUAUGUGUUCCUGCCUUGUGGUGCCCUUCACAACCCUCACGCUGUGGUGUGCCUACGGGUCAUUUAUACUCAGCAAGAAGAGAGAAAAACCUUCUUGAACUUGCCACAAAUGAACCUCAGUGAUUUAGUUACCUCACUGAAAUGAUCUUGUGGUUCAGGAAGGUUUCAUUCCUCUCAGCAUCACAUUCUUCAUUGUCUUGCUGAUGAACAAUUUCAACAUUCUUAAGAUUUUAGAGAUUUUGAAGUUUAAUGAGUUUACCUGCAGCAGCAGUAGCAGCAGCAGCAGCAGAAGCAAUCAUAAAAAAGAUGCAAGAUUUCACAUUUGUGAAGAUGUAAUUUUUUUAUUUAUUUUAUUUACUGUUCCUAAACCCAGUUGCUGCAGGUAGGCAGAUCAUGGGACUAGUGUCCCACAUAUAUUGCAGUUAUCUAUGGUCUUUUGACUUGUUGCAGAUGUGUUGCAGUGGCUCUCUGCUGUUAUUUCGCCGAGGGCGGCCGUGCAGGUGUAGGUACGGAUCGUCAAGAGAACUACUUUUAUUCUUCCAGUCACUAGUGUGACAGAAUUUUCCUGCUGUGAUAAUGUUUUUUUUUUUUUUAUCUUCGUUUGGCCUCAUUUGAUGACAUUUCCAAAUGUUCUUGUGGAUGCUGGGAUAGUAUUGAGGUAACAGAAGACUCGAAAUAUGAGCCGUAAUAUUUGUGUUGGAGCAGUAUGGAGAUGGGAAGGCUAGAGGCCAGUGGCAGCGAGGGGCAGUGAUGUGAGGAAGAUGCCAAAGACGUGAACAGACAGUGAUGAUUUACAAGGCGGUGAAACUUGCUUUUGACCCACCCCUCCCAAACCCAUUCUUCCAUUCCUACCACACCUCUUCCUUUUUAUCAUGUUAGUAUUCAGGUACCUUGGGUCGUCUACAUAUAC
This is a messenger RNA of Portunus trituberculatus (swimming crab), 3530 nucleotides long. It is a transcript of the gene su(w[a]), whose product is annotated as splicing factor, suppressor of white-apricot homolog. The coding region runs from base 16 to 2718 and encodes 900 amino acids. NCBI's taxonomy places the organism in Eukaryota, Metazoa, Arthropoda, Malacostraca, Decapoda, Portunidae. Gene Ontology annotation, biological process: mRNA 5'-splice site recognition; RNA processing. Gene Ontology annotation, molecular function: RNA binding. The record is from RefSeq and is a predicted model, not a curated record. The transcript has 10 exons.